AUGAUAAUAGAGGAAGGCCAAAGGAAUGCUUAUGUUGAUUUGAUCAAAAGACAUGGUAGUACACAUUUUGCAAACGUACCAAUUGGUCAUUUCUUAUUCUUUUUAACAAUAAUUAAUGUCAUUGGUAUUUAUUCAUUUCAAAAAUUUUAUUUGCAUAAAUGGUCAAGGUCUGGUAGAUCAACAACAAGUAGAGCAUUAGUUUCAACACCUGAAUGGUGGAAAUUGAUAAUAUGGAAUAUAAUCAUAAUUGGAUUGAGUUUUUACAAAUUUAAAUUAUCACUACUGAGUGUUUUCAUUAAAAGAUUAGGACGAUUUGCUUAUUUAUUGUUACCAUUGGAUAUUUUCUUUGCAUUUAAACCAAAUCCAUUACCAAAUAUUUAUUAUCUUGAAUAUGUUUUCCUACAUAAAUGGUUAUCAAGAGUGAUUGUUUUAUUAUCAGUGGUUCAUGGGAUAAUGUUUACAGUGAAAUGGGCUGUUGAACAUGAAUUUUUCAAGUUUUUCAGAUUGUUAAAUUUCUUGGGAGUUAUCGCAGUUAUUGGUUGGUUAAUGAUUACUAUAAUUUCAUUAAAACCAAUAAGGCAUAGAUUUUACAAGGCAUUUUUCACAACACAUUUGAUAUUGGCAUGGAUAUCCCCAUUUUUAUUACAAUUUCAUGCAAGACCAGGUGUUACUUUUUAUUCUUUCAUUAUCGUUAUUUUAUUUAUUGCACAGGUUAUUACUAAAAUUUGGAAAUCAAAAGAUGAAAAAUUAGAUAUUGAAACAUCAAAAGGUUCUGAUUUAAUUAUUAUAAAAUUCCCAAAUAGUUUCGGUGAUUAUUUACCAAGUUCACAUAUAAGAAUCUCUGAAUUUCAAAAAAUCAAUCCAUUAACUUAUUUAUUACCUACACAUCCAUUCACUAUAGCGUCAUCACCAACAGACUCUACUAUAAAAUUGAUUGUUAAAAAGACAAAUUUCGAAAUCAAACCAAGAUUUGAUUAUUCGAUAUCUGGUCCUUUCCCAUCAUUACAUUCAAAUUUUUUCAAAACUGCAGAAAAUGUCGUUCUUGUAGCUGGUGGAUCUGGGAUUUCAUAUGCAUUAGGUAUUUAUCAAAAUUUACAAAUCAAUAAUUUCACCCGUGUCCAUUUAAUUUGGGUUUUAAGAAAUAAAGCAGAUUUAUGGAUCUUGAAUCAUUUUAAUGUCAAGAAGAUUGAUAUUUUCAUAACUUCAGAUAUAUCCAAAACUGAUGCGGAUAAUGAAGAAGGUGACAAUUUACUGCAACUUAAUGAUGAUGACGUUGAUAUUGAUACUGAUACUGAUUUUGAUAUUGAACUUGAAGAUUUUGGAAAUGAUCCAUUUGCUGAUUUUAAUAGUAUUGGUCGCAGUCAACGUCGAGAUCAACUUCAAAAAACAAUUAAAUAUGGUAGACCAAAUUUGAGAAAUUAUACAAAUUAUAUUGAUCAGUAUGUUAAAGCCAAUAAUUGGGUUAUAAGUUGUGGUACCAAAAGCUUGAAUAAUGAUUGUUCAAAAUGGGCAAAGUUUUUGGAAGUUAAACACCACAGUGAAGUUUAUGAAUUAUGA
This is a messenger RNA of Hansenula ciferrii, 1557 nucleotides long. RefSeq names its product ferric reductase family protein. Gene Ontology annotation, molecular function: oxidoreductase activity. NCBI's taxonomy places the organism in Eukaryota, Fungi, Ascomycota, Saccharomycetes, Phaffomycetales, Wickerhamomycetaceae. Gene Ontology annotation, cellular component: plasma membrane. The transcript has a single exon. The record is from RefSeq and is a predicted model, not a curated record. The coding region runs from base 1 to 1557 and encodes 518 amino acids.